CCAAGGACUAAAAAUAAACUCUUCGUAUUUGUGUGUGAUAAAGGAGAAAUGGACCGCCCAGUGAGUCUUGACGAAAUACAUUUGUUAAUGGUCGGUAAAACCGGAUACGGAAAAAGCGCUACCGGAAAUUCUAUCCUCGACAAAAGGGUGUUUGAAAGCAAAGCCUGCGUGACCUCAGUGACGAAAGAAGUACAAAAAGGAGAUAACAUUAUCUGUGGCUCUCGUGUGUUCGUUGUCGAUGUUCCGGGGUUGUUUGAUACGGAAGUAAGCCCAGCAGAGCAAGAAGCUAUUGCGAGAGAUUCAAUGAAAAAGGGUUUUAAGCAAUCGAGAAGAUUCCACGCUUUAUUGUUUGUUGUGAAGUUCGGGGAGAGGUUUACUACCGAGGAUAGCGAUACGUUUAAAACCAUAAUGUCUGUCUACGGUAGAAAAGUGAUAAGAAAUUACGGCAUUUUGGUGUUUACGUACGGCGAUCAAGUUGAAGCCAGCGAAGAAGUGGCGUCUUUCCCAGACUGGCUGAAUAAACAGGAGGGCGAAGUUCAAAAAGUUCUCAACGAAUGUCAAGGACGGUACGUUUUGUUCAACAACCGCGCGAACGAUAUCGCAGAAAAAUGCGAGCAGCGAAAUACACUGCUGACGAUGGUGAGGACAUUGUCGUCCGGAAAUGACACGUUUGGAAAAUCGGAUGUCAUUUCCGUCGAGGAUAAAAGAUGCAUUACCGAUAUUAAAGAACAAAAUCAACUGAAGUUUUCUGAAAUCGAUUCAAGGGUUGAUAAAAUCAAGGCUGAUUACCGAAAUGAUCACGAUAUUGAAAAGCACGAUGAGAAAAUUUUUGAACUGGAAAUAGAAUUAUCAGGAAGAAAAUCCUAUCUUGAGGAAAUGGACGGCGGGACCGAAAAGUUUUCCGAGCUCAUCGGCGACGUGACCGGAAAAAUCGUCAAAUUACAAGAAGAACGGCUUGCUACUGACAUGUGCAUUGAUGAUGUCUGCAUGCUUUCCCGUCUGUCUAUGAUUGAUAACAGUUGACGUCUAUGUUAUUACUAAUAAUUUUUACAUCAGUUAAGAUGAUUCGCAAAAAGCAAGAUUAUCUCACAACAGAUUAUUUGAUUUUGCUGUAAACAGCGUGAUCAGAGUUUAAAAAAAAAGUCUCAACAAAAUUCAAAUUUGCUUUUUGUACUCGAUGCAGCAGUCAGCGACUAGAAAAUGCCUAAUAUAAACCCCAGCAUUGAGUGUGGCGCCGAGACAUAGCAGACGACACAGACGGCCAUACAGAUUGUCUUGACUUUCAUAACCAGCUGUCUUAGAAGAUCUCUUGUGGAGUCUAGUUGGCCGCACACCAAAAGCCAAAACAACAAGCAACGUAAUAGGAACAUUUGGCAAAUAAACCAUAGUUUCUU
Molecule: messenger RNA, 1394 nt
Organism: Physella acuta
Lineage: Eukaryota; Metazoa; Mollusca; Gastropoda; Physidae
Product: GTPase IMAP family member 4
Molecular function (GO): GTP binding
Source: RefSeq, a predicted model, not a curated record